AUGCCAUCUGUGCACAUUGUUGAAGGACCCACCAUAUGGAUUAUUGGGGACAGUUACGUACGGCGUGGUCGCGACCGGGCAGCCGAGACCCUUGGUCACAAUUUAGGGAUGGCGGCCCACGUCCAGUGGUUUGGCCGCGGAGGACUCCGCUGGAGCAGCCUGGUGCCGUGGCUUUUUCGCUUGCUACGGGGACGGUCCGCCCCGGCUGUCCUGCUCAUCUGCUGCGGCAGCAACGACCUCGGGAAGGUGAAGAGCGUGGACUUGGUCGCAGCGAUGAAGCGGGACCUUCUGGACCUCCAUAGGCGGUAUCCAUCGAUGGACAUUUUUUUUUCGCAACUGACCGAUCGCCGCCUGUGGAGGGACGCCCAGCCGGGGCGGAUCAAUCGGUUUAGGUCAGGCCCCUGCACCCGUGUGCGAGGCCCCUGCACCCGUGUACGAGGCCCCUGCGCGAGGCCCCUGCACCCGUGUGCGAGGCCCCUGCACCCGUGUACGAGGCCCCUGCGCGAGGCCCCUGCACCCGUGUGCGAGGCCCCUGCACCCGUGUGCGAGGCCCCUGCACCCGUGUGCGAGGCCCCUGCACCCGUGUGA
Molecule: messenger RNA, 588 nt
Organism: Knipowitschia caucasica
Lineage: Eukaryota; Metazoa; Chordata; Actinopteri; Gobiiformes; Gobiidae
Source: the annotation of a GenBank genome assembly